Dracunculus medinensis (Guinea worm) is the source of this 258-nucleotide messenger RNA. The record is from the annotation of a GenBank genome assembly. NCBI's taxonomy places the organism in Eukaryota, Metazoa, Nematoda, Chromadorea, Rhabditida, Dracunculidae.
AUGACCUCGACAAUGGGCAAAUAUGGCAUCGGAGAGCAGUGUGCCAAUAGGGAACAUCUUCUUCGUUAUGCCGAAGAGCUUGAACUUUUUGUUACUAAAAUUUGCUUCCGGCAUUGUAGAAAACAUCUCAUCAUUCCUCGGAUUUUCUGGGAUUCCCCGGAUAGCCAACACUUCAACCAGAUUGAUUAUAUUUUAGUCACUUCGUCGCUGAAAAGUUCUCCACCAGAUAGUCGUAUAGCAACGCUGAAACAACGCUGA